GAUUUAACACGUAUAGCAUUUGGGACCGGACUCACUUUGCUCAUGUAGCAUUCGCGAACAGAAAACAAUCAGUACGAUUUACCAUUCACAUUUUAAUUCGGAAGGAGUUACAGUAUAUCGCAAAAGGUUACUGGCUCUCUCUUGGAUCACAUUUCUCGGGUAUGCAGAAAACAACAACAGUCUCAUGCACUUCUCCUGUGUGCAAACCAGACCCAUUCAUCUGGUUUUUACAAGGCUAUUUUUUCACCUGAGUUACAAUGGCAAGGGAAUACGGUGAACAGUGGAGAGAGAGUAUGCUGAGAAUGUCAUGCCUUUCUUGCAAAGACGAAUAUAAUAUGGAUUCUGUGGGAACCUGCAGAGAAUGCUAUGAAGAGGCAAGUGAAACUGAGGAAGAGCUCAAGAAAGAGAUUGAAGAGUUGAAAGCACGGAUUGCUUUCCUAAAAACAUGGGCACCUGAGACAAUGCUUGAUCAAUAUACUGACAUUGUUUUUGAAGUUGGAGAUGGUUCUAAGAUAAAAGCUCACAGAAUUGUCCUGAUCAGCAAGUCACCUGUUUUCAAAGCAAUGCUGGGGAGCGAAAUGGAGGAGAGCAGGAGUGGCACCAUCAAGAUUACUGAUUUCAGCUACGAAGUACUUCGUGCCUUUGUACACUACCUGUACACAGCUGAGACUUUUCCAGAUGAACAUAUGGCCUUUGACUUGUUAGUGCUAGCAGAAAAAUAUCAGGUCAAGCAUCUUAAAACUGUAUCUGAGAAAUUCCUAAUGUCCAAGGUGAACAAAGACAAUGCCAUCAUGACCUUUGCCUUUGCCCAUCAGCAUAAUGCCAAGCAUCUACGUGAGGCUGCACUUUCAUUAAUUAUUGAGAAUAUGCAUACUUUGACGACAAGAGAGGAGUACCAUCUCUUGGUUGACAAAGACCCAAGACUGGUUGUUGAAAUCUACGAGGAAUAUCUAUCUAAACAAGUUAAUACUGCAGUGAAGGAUUCUACAAACUCAUCAGUGAGAUUUUAAAUAUAUUUGUGGGAAACUUUUGUUAACUCAAUUAUGUCUAAAAGCUUCAGAGCCCUGGAAUUAUCAAUUGUUUCUCCGAGCCAUGAUUUUUGUGCUUAUUCAUCUUUACUACUUUUUGGUAUAUUUUAUGUCUUGUACCAUAAUAAUAUCAUUUAACAACUCUGGAAUAUCCUAGUAAAUGCGAUUGUAAUUUUGAUUUA
Cryptomeria japonica (Japanese cedar) is the source of this 1210-nucleotide messenger RNA. RefSeq names its product BTB/POZ domain-containing protein At4g08455. Gene Ontology annotation, cellular component: cytoplasm. The record is from RefSeq and is a predicted model, not a curated record. Lineage: Eukaryota; Viridiplantae; Streptophyta; Pinopsida; Cupressales; Cupressaceae. Gene Ontology annotation, molecular function: ubiquitin protein ligase binding. The transcript is spliced from 3 exons. Gene Ontology annotation, biological process: proteasome-mediated ubiquitin-dependent protein catabolic process; regulation of proteolysis. Bases 258 to 1010 code for a protein of 250 amino acids.